Lachancea meyersii CBS 8951 is the source of this 285-nucleotide messenger RNA. NCBI's taxonomy places the organism in Eukaryota, Fungi, Ascomycota, Saccharomycetes, Saccharomycetales, Saccharomycetaceae. The record is from the annotation of a GenBank genome assembly.
AUGCUACAACAGACUAUCAGAGGAAGCAGGACACUCCAGAACUUGACUUUGCAAACAGCCAGACCUGGCGUUGCUUUGAGAUGUAUUUCAAAACAAGCAAAGUCUAAGACCCCGGAAAGUGCGUCACAGAAGGAGUUGAAUGCCAAUCAGAAAAGAUUGGAAGAGCUGGAGAAGAAAGGUGAUUCCAAAAAUUCCAAGUACCAGAUGCCCAGCCGUGAAGAACUGAAGAAAAAGGGUGAGGACGCCCAGGUCGAACAGCAGAGGCCUGACGACGGCGUGUACUAG